AUGGAUGCUCAUUUCGUGACCGUGCCAGAUGGCAGUCUCUCUCCUUCCUCAACUGCGGACGCCCUCACGCUGCGCGCAACAGCAUGCGCCAUUCUCCUAGGCUUCGGCGUCUGUCUCGCCAACAUGUAUUUCGGGCUGCAGGCUGGUAUGGUGAAUGCGAUGCCGAUGCAGAGUGCUCUGCUGGGCUUUGCCCUCUUUCGGAGCAUUCAGCACCGUCUUCGUACGCCCCUGUCGCCGAUGGAGACCACAGUAAUGGAGAUCGUCUCGGGAGCGCUAGGACUCGCGCCGUUCACAACUGGCUUCACGUCCUUCAUUCCCGCUCUAGAGUUCCUCACUACUCCGGAUGAGCAUGGUCCGGCCACACGAUUCAGCACCGGUCAGCUUCUCCUCUGGUCUACCGCCAUGUGCGGACUGGGCAUCGUUUCCGGAGCGCCCUUUCGAAACCUCUUCAUAAAGCGCGAGCGUCUUAGGUAUCCCUCGGCCACGGCCACGGCCACCUUGAUCGGCGUGCUUUUCCGGCGAGAAGACAUUGUAGCCAGGGCUGGACCCUCAGAGACGGACAACAAUACUACUGUUUCGGUUGCUACUGCUUCCGUACCCUUGGUCUCACACCCUGACUUAGACAGCAACCAACCCGCCAUAGCGGCUCUCCUAUGGUCUUUAGCCGGGUCCUUUGUGUUUUGUGUGCCUAUCUUUGGCACCCCGGCCGCUCGAGACUGGUUCUGGGCCUUUGAUCUUUCUCCUGCCUACAUCGGCUAUGGCAUUAUUAUCGGACCUACUAUCAACGUCUACAUGCUUUUGGGUGCUGUUAUUGGCUGGGGGAUUCUGUCGCCGGUAGCUAAAAACAACGGAUGGGCUCCGGGCCCGGUUGGAGACUGGGAAACAGGCUCACGUGGGUGGAUUCUCUGGACUGGCAUGGGCCUGAUUCUUGGCGACACGUUUAUAGGACUAAGCUGGACUGGCGUGUGGCCCCUGCUUUCCCUCCUGCUGUCCCACACUCGACAGACGCUAAGCAGGCGCCUAACAGAGGAAGAAGCGCCGCUGAUCCUCAACGAUCCAGAUCUACAUGUGCAUGUACUGUCCAGCUCUGGCAUCGGCACUCGUACCGCUGACCCAGCGGAUGACGACUGGGCCGACUCUUCUCUUGUCACGAAUGUGCUCUUGCUUUGGGCGGCAUCCGGUAUUGUAAUUUUGUUUUUAGUGUCUGUGCUAGUCGCAUUCCAGGACUUGGUUCCCGUGCUGGCGACUCUCGUCGCGGCAGCCUUUCUCCCCCUCGCUGGCGUCAUAUCCAUGCGCUCGCUGGGAGAGACUGACAACGGAGCAGGCUUAGCUAUCGGGAGACUGGCGCAGUUUAUGAUCGCGCUGCUCGUCCGUCCGUCCAGCCAGCACUACACAACGGCGAAUCUGCUCCUAGGCGGCGCCAUUGAAUCCGGAGCGUCACAGGCGUCGCAGCACAUGGGCGGCCUCAAGACAGCAUACAUGACCCAGACACCCCCGAGGGCAGUCUUCUACGGUCAGAUGAUUGGCUCCUAUGCAGGAGCUCUCGCGGCAACUGGUCUUUACCGGAUGUACACGUCUACGAACACGAUACCGAGCGAAGAGUUCGGCGUGCCAGACGCGCAUCUCUACAUGGUGGCGUCGCGGUUCAUUCGCCAGCAAGGCUUGCCCCCUGGCGCAAUGGGCUUCACCGUGGGGGCGUUUGUUCUCGGCGCGGUGAUGAGCAUGCUGAGGAUAUUAGGUUCCAAAUACUGGUGGAGACGAUUCGUCCCAUCGGGCGUGGCCGUGGCAAUAGGAAUGCACAUCAUGCCAGCCAUAACACUGCCUCGAGUCGCAAUGAUACGGCGAAUUGUGGCUCGUGAAGCACGCGUGAAGCACGGAGAUCUUCACAACGGCUUCAGAAUGGACAGAUACACGCUGCGGCUCGACACCAACUUUGUGCCGGGGCGCCAGGCCCCCGGGGACCUCGGUUCUGAGAUCGGACCAGUGCAGCUCGAGGACGGCAGCACGGUCGAUGGCGGACACGUCCUGAUGCGCGGACAGUGGAACGUAGCGUUUGAUCGGCGUCUCGUCGCGGCCGCCCGGCCAGAGGAUAUCUGGGUCUCCAAAAACCGACACUCGGGAUUUUGGGGCGGAACAGGCAUCGAGGCCGCGCUCAAGAGCCGCGGCAUUCGCACGCUCUUCUUCUCGGGCGCCAAUAUGGACCAGUGCGUCGCCACGUCCGCCAUCGAUGCCUACGCUCACGGCUGGGACUGCCUGCUGCUGAGCGAUGCCUGUGCCACGACAAGCCCCGACUUUGCCCGCCAGUGCGUUGAGUUUGAGUGCGCCGUCGGCUGGGGCUUCGUCCUGACCUGUCAGCAGUUGGCUGACGGCAUCGACAACAUACAGACGGCAGUGCCAGAUUUCUAA
Messenger RNA from Grosmannia clavigera kw1407, 2406 nucleotides. Its product is annotated as oligopeptide transporter. The coding region runs from base 1 to 2406 and encodes 801 amino acids. NCBI's taxonomy places the organism in Eukaryota, Fungi, Ascomycota, Sordariomycetes, Ophiostomatales, Ophiostomataceae. The transcript has 6 exons. The record is from RefSeq and is a predicted model, not a curated record. Gene Ontology annotation, molecular function: oligopeptide transmembrane transporter activity. Gene Ontology annotation, cellular component: fungal-type vacuole membrane.